Penicillium chermesinum is the source of this 1011-nucleotide messenger RNA. RefSeq lists its product as uncharacterized. Bases 1 to 1011 code for a protein of 336 amino acids. Gene Ontology annotation, biological process: nuclear membrane fusion involved in karyogamy; karyogamy involved in conjugation with cellular fusion. Gene Ontology annotation, cellular component: endoplasmic reticulum membrane. Lineage: Eukaryota; Fungi; Ascomycota; Eurotiomycetes; Eurotiales; Aspergillaceae. The record is from RefSeq and is a predicted model, not a curated record. The transcript is spliced from 5 exons.
AUGGUCAUUUGCCAGGCAUCCCGAGUGGAAAUGGAAAAAGACGAGUUGCUCAAUCUUCACCGUUCAAUCGUCGACAGUAAUUUCAAGCUCAAUGAAGGGCUUCGAAUGGCGUUGCGAAAUGCUGCAAUGGAGUCUCAGCAGAAUGAGGCUUUCUUAAAAGCUGUCCACCAAUUACAGCAACAGUUGACGGCUAGUAUAGAAAAGAGCCAGUCUACCUUUCAAGAUACAUUCAGCAAAAUUUUACACGAUGUUCAAGUGGGCGUUCGCUCUGCUUUCAGUGGUAUUACCUCAUCUUUGAGCGUUAUGGGAAAGGAUAUGGCCGCUCUUGAAAAGAAUGUCCACAACAUCACUUCCCAAGUCCACAGCCUAAAAAGCUCACUCGGAGAAAUACAUAAAGACGCAAUCGGUCUGAGCAAGGAGCUGUUUCAGGUGCAACAAGAAAAUUCUCUCGCGCACCAGGAUUUAACAUUGGGGCUUCGCCGAUCCCUCGAGUCUUUGCUAAGCAGAGACCUUGUCAUGAUAUUCCAGGCCAUGCACGAAUUUAAUAACUCUCUGGAAUGGCUUGGCAGUCGACUAAAUGAAGUCUCGGAACGAGAGGCCAAAGUUGCAGAGCGACUCAAAGCGGUUAAUCAAGACAUGAAGAAGUCCGAAGAAAAGGCCCAAGAUCUACAUAAGGCUCAAAAACUACAAGCUGAUGCUCUUAUCGCCCAUGCAAAAACACAGGGAGAGCUUCAAGCGACCGCGAAGAUCUCUCAAGAACUGGUCGAGCAGACGUCAAUGGCGGCAGCGCAUCUCCAUUCCAUUCUCGAAGAUGCCGCUCUAAAGGCUCAGCGAUUGCCUGAUUUUCGCAUCGGGGGGUUCAACACUUGGACACUCUGUUUUAUCAUAGUUAUCACCAUCACUGCUAGUCGCAGCCCGAUUGUCGCGACUGGGAUUCUUUUUACUUUCGUCGGUCACUGGAUCGCGAGAGCAAUCUUGCCGUACCUGGGUGCUAUUAUCCCCCAUCAUUAG